Molecule: messenger RNA, 1693 nt
Organism: Gossypium arboreum
Lineage: Eukaryota; Viridiplantae; Streptophyta; Magnoliopsida; Malvales; Malvaceae
Product: lysM domain receptor-like kinase 3
Exons: 2
Coding region: 260-1579 (439 amino acids)
Biological process (GO): protein phosphorylation
Molecular function (GO): ATP binding; protein kinase activity
Source: RefSeq, a predicted model, not a curated record
UUCAAAUAAGAACACUUUCAAUCGUGAAACCGUACCUCAUUUGAUAAAGACAACACUGCAAACCCAACAAAUCAUUUUAAACAAAAACACAGAUUGCUUUCCCUUUUUUAUCCUAACAACCGCCGUCAGCGCCACGGUCACAACCACCGCAAACAACCAAUUCGCACCUUAUAAGUUAUAACCCACUAAAGUUCUUAUGUAAAAACCCAAACUUUCCCUUUGAAAAACAAUAAUUUUUUUUUUGUGUUUUUGCUUCCUGAUGUGCAGAUCUAAAAAAAGCACAGAUGUAAUCCGACCAAGAUCAUCAAAUUCAAAAGGACCAUCUUUUUCACCUUCAUCUCAAAAACCCAAAACCUCGAAAUCUUCAUCUUCUUUGUCUCAACCAUCUUCCUCCACUUCCAUAUCCAACAAUUCAGUCCUUUCUUCGGGCUACUUCGAUAAGAAUUCUUCAUAUUACAACUCAUUUUCAACCCAAGCCUCCAAAAAUCUCUCAUCUAUCAGAGAUUCUCUCCCUGAAAAUCCCCAUAUCUAUGAUUUCUCAGACAUAUGCUCGGCCACCAAUAACUUCCGGUCGAACCGGUUUUCAUCUUCUUCGGCUUCGUCUUCAUGGCUUUGUAACCUUCAAGGUAAACAAGUUGUCAUUUUCCAAAGGAAAAUGAGACGUCCGAUUGAGUUAGCUGACUUGGUUCACAAGUUAUCAGUGAUUUGUAGGAGCCACCAUAGUAGCUUGAUCAAGCUUUUGGGUGUUUCCUUAUCAGGGAAUUAUGUUUAUCUUGUCUAUGAAUAUGUACAUGGAGUUAACCUUAGGGAUUGUUUGAGAAACCCCAAGAACCCAAGUUUUACUGUACUUUCUUCUUGGAUUUCUCGUAUGCAAAUUGCUGCUGAUAUUGCUUCUGGAUUGGAUUAUAUUCACCAUUGUUCAGGUCUUGAAACUAGCUUCACUCACAACCAUAUAAAGAUCACAAGUAUCAUAGUAGCUGAAGGUUCAUUAAUGGCUAAAAUUUGCCAUUUUGGCACUGCUGAAUUAUGUGGGGAAGUGACAAAAGAUGAGGAAUCAUCAAAAACUCUAGGAAGAUCAAAGAGUAAAGUUAUGAAAAUUGAAGGAACAAGGGGUUACAUGGCACCUGAGCUUCAAUUCACUGGUUUAGUGACUCAGAAAUGUGAUGUUUAUGCAUUUGGGGUUGUGAUUCUGGAGCUGUUGAGUGGAAAGGAAGCUUUGAAGUUCUUGGUUGAUGAAGAAAGUGGAGGGUACCAAAGAGUGAGUGUUAUAGACACUGCUAGGGAGGCUGCAGCCGGUGGCAUUGCAGGGGUGAGGACUUGGAUAGAUAGGAGGUUGAAGGACUCUUUUCCUGUGGAUGUAGCUGAGAAGAUGGUGUUGGUGGCAUUGGAAUGUGUCGAGGAAGAUCCAAAGAAAAGGCCUGAUAUGGACAAAGUUGCAGGGCAAGUUUCAAAGUUGUAUUUGGACUCUAAGAAUUGGGCUGAUAAUAUUGGUUUGCCUACUGAUAUAUCUGUCUCAAUAGCUCCAAGGGAUAGUUGUUUGGAAUUUGAUGUAUUAUAUUCGAAACUCUUUGGUAUUUAAGAUCUUUCUCAACUUGUGAUCUUCAAUGAAACUUCAUACUAAAGACUCACUGUUUGUCUCAUUGUCUUGUCCCGAAAUUAAUGGAGUGCAGACGGUUCUUAGGAAUUGAUCUAA